Messenger RNA from Notechis scutatus (mainland tiger snake), 1247 nucleotides. Lineage: Eukaryota; Metazoa; Chordata; Lepidosauria; Squamata; Elapidae. The record is from RefSeq and is a predicted model, not a curated record.
UAAACAGGUUGGGGACCGCGAAGGGAGGCGCCCACCUUUACCGUCAAACUGCAGCAGCCUUGGCUCCGGAGAAGAGACCUGAGCAAGCGAUCACAAUAGAAGAACUGCAAGCGCCUGCUGGCAAAACCGGAGAAAGUGACACAUUGACCAGGGAAACAAACAUCAUUCCCCAAGAGAAAAGUGUGUCUGAAUGUGCUAUUCUCUCUGCCAAGGUCUUCGAAAUGAUGGCGGAGGUGCCGUGGUUCAGGAAUGAAGGAACAGAGAACAUUUUGGAUUUAGCCAGGGAAGCCUCUGAGGGCAUCGCAGAGAGAACCUGUGUUGAUAAAAAAGGCGAAAAGAGUGUCACAAGUCCACCAUACAUGCAGGUGCCCCUUGAGGAUGUCCAGGUUCGGUGUGGGGAAAUGGCCAAGUUCCAAGCCAUCAUUGAAGGCAAUCCUCAGCCAGUUGUCGGGUGGUUCAAGGGAAUUUCCUUGUUGCUGGACAGCGAAAGGAUCUACCAGUCCAACGAAAGCACUAGCUACUCUCUGGUCCUCUACAACACUCGGGCCGAGGAUGGAGGAGUCUACGCUUGCAUGGCUAAAAACGCUGGAGGGGAGGUGGUCUGCAAAGCGGAGCUGGUGGUGCAGGAAGACAAGAAAAGUCAAGAGGCGAAGAAGCGAAGCCCACGAAGGAAACUUCAUUCUUUCUACGAGGUUAAACAGGAAAUAGGAAGGGGCUCCUUCAGCAUUCUCAAGAGAGUCAUCCAUAAAGCCAACCGUGUGGCUUGUGCAGCGAAAUUCAUCCCGCUGCGAAGUCGAACGAGAGAGCAGGCUUAUCGGGAAAGAGAUAUUCUAGUCCAACUUUCCCAUGAUCGAAUUACUCAACUGCUGGACCAGUUUGAAACACGGAAAACCUUAAUUCUUAUUUUGGAACUAUGUUCCAAUGAAGAUCUUCUGGACCGACUGUACAAGAAGAACAAGGUGACAGAAGCAGAGGUCAAAUUCUACAUCAAGCAACUUCUAGAAGGCAUCCUGUAUCUUCACAGCAAUGAAAUAUUACAUUUGGACAUCAAGGUAACUUUUAUGAAAAUUGGAAGCUUGCACCUAUCUAAUGUCUAGUCCCAUUUUAGGCAUGAAAGCCAGCGGGCUGACUUUGGGCCAAUCACCAGGAGACAUUGAGUUCUAGCCCUGCCUUAGGUAUGAAAGCCACUGGAUGGUUUUAGGCCAAUCAUCAAGAGAUGUUGAGUUCUAGUUCUGCCCUAGGUGUGA